This is a messenger RNA of Plasmopara halstedii, 1629 nucleotides long. Its product is annotated as Cytochrome P450, E-class, group IV. The transcript has a single exon. Lineage: Eukaryota; Oomycota; Peronosporomycetes; Peronosporales; Peronosporaceae. The record is from RefSeq and is a predicted model, not a curated record. Bases 1 to 1629 code for a protein of 542 amino acids. Gene Ontology annotation, molecular function: heme binding; monooxygenase activity; oxidoreductase activity, acting on paired donors, with incorporation or reduction of molecular oxygen.
AUGAAAUCUGUCUCGGAGCUCUUCAUUAAUCGAAAUGACGUAGCAGUCACCGCUGCAACUGCUAUCGCUGUGACUCUGGGGCUAUCACUAUUGCUACAUAGCACAAAGAAAUUGACCUCAUGCGAGACUCGAAUGGUUCCCCCGAUGCCCAAGACGACAUUACCCAUUCUUAAGAGCUUAAUUGACAUUGCUGGCACUGUCGAUCGAUUUCACGACUGGUUAUUCGAGCAAUGUGUUGAAUUUAACCAUCGUCCGUGGAUGUAUCAUAUCCCAGGACGACCCGAAUCUAUUGUACUUUCAUCACCUGAGACCAUUGAAGAUGUUAUGUCGACUCAAGAGAACAUUUUCUUGCGUGGUCCUGUGGGGCAGUACAUUAGUUAUGAUAUUUUUGGAAAGGGUAUGAUUAUUGCAGAUGGAGAUCAGUGGUAUUACCAUCGUAAGACGGCUAGUCAUCUCUUUUCGAUGCAGAUGAUGAAAGAUGCUAUGGAUAUCACUGUCCAAGAGAAGCUGGGGGUCUUUUUGGAUGUGCUAGAUAUUUAUCACAAACGCGGGAAACCAUUUAGUAUCAAAAAGGAGCUUCUCCAUUUCACGAUGGAUGUUAUAUCAAAAACUGGUUUUGGUGUGGAGCUCAAUACGCUUAAAGACAGUCCUAAUCGCGAGACGGAUCAUGAAUUCUUACAAGCUUUCGAUAGUGCUUGCGUGAGUUUUGCUGUUCGUAUUCAAACACCCAUUUGGAUCUGGAGGAUCAAAAGGUUUUUUAAUGUUGGAUGGGAAAAAGUUUUUCAAAAAGAUGUUGCAAUGAUGCACAAUUUCAUCAAUCACGUCAUCAUGGAGUCGAUGAAAAAAAAGACGGAACUUGCGGCAAAGGGUGAAAAGAUGGAAGGAAAGGAUCUCAUCUCUCUUUUCAUGGAGAGUAAUUUAAGAGAGACCGAAGACAUGCAGAUCGAAGACGACGAGAUCACUAUUAUGCGCGAUAUGGUCAUGACGUUCAUCUUUGCUGGUAAGGACACGACUGCGCACAGCAUGUGCUGGUUUAUUGUCAUGAUGAACAGAUAUCCGGCCGUGCUGCGUAAGAUUCGAGAGGAGAUCAAGGAGAAGUUACCAGGGCUAUUGACUGGUGAAAUUCGCGUGCCGACGCAAGAACAAGUGCGCAACCUCGUGUACUUGGAAGCCGCUAUCAAAGAAAACCUUCGUCUUACGCCAUCCACCGGAUUUAUCGCACGUGAGUGUAUGCAGGACACGACACUUGUAGACGGCACGUUCAUCAAAAAGGGCCAGACAAUAAUGAUGUCAUCGUUUUGCAACGGACGCAAUAAAAAUUCGUGGGGUGACGACGCACUUGAGUUCAAGCCCGAGCGCAUGAUCAACCCCGAAACUGGAAAAGUGCGUGUUUAUUCACCGUUCAAGUUCAGCGCUUUCGGCUGUGGUCCUCACAUAUGCAUUGGUCAGCGAUUCGCCAUAAUGCAACUCAAGAUGACAUUGGCGACCCUCUUUAGCAAGUAUGAGGUCAAAACAGUGGAGGAUCCGUGGAAACUUACGUAUGAAUUUUCCAUCGCAAUUCCGGUAAAGGGUCCAAUGGAGGUUGAGAUCACGCCACUGGCUCCUGAAACAUUGGCAACUUUUGCUUAG